Apaloderma vittatum (bar-tailed trogon) is the source of this 895-nucleotide messenger RNA. RefSeq names its product unconventional myosin-Ie-like. NCBI's taxonomy places the organism in Eukaryota, Metazoa, Chordata, Aves, Trogoniformes, Trogonidae. Gene Ontology annotation, cellular component: myosin complex. The annotation marks the transcript as partial. The record is from RefSeq and is a predicted model, not a curated record. Gene Ontology annotation, molecular function: cytoskeletal motor activity. The transcript has 6 exons.
AGUGUGAAACGAGAUCUUGUCCUCACUCCGAAGUGCAUAUACCUGAUUGGGCGUGAAAAGAUCAAACAGGGUCCAGAGAAAGGCCAAGUGAAGGAAGUCUUAAAGCGAAGGAUGGAAGUGGAGAGAAUUCUUUCUGUUUCUCUAAGCACAAUGCAGGAUGACAUUUUCAUUCUACAUGAACAGGAAUAUGAUAGUUUGCUUGAAUCGGUCUUCAAAACUGAGUUUUUAAGCCUCUUAUCAAAAAGAUAUGAAGAGAAAACACAAAGAAAACUACCUCUGAAAUUUAGCAAUACACUUGAGGUGAAGCUGAAAAAGGAGAGUUGGGGGCCCUGGAGCAGUGGUGGAUCUCGACAAGUGCAGUUUAUGCAAGGCCAAGGAGAUAUAGCCCUUCUCAAGCCAAGUAAUAAAGUGCUGCAAAUCAGCAUUGGACCAGGGCUACCAAAGAAUUCCCGUCCUACUAGACGGAACCUCACCCAAAGCAGAGGGUAUUCCAACAGGUCUCAAAGUCAGACUUAUCCUAUGAGAGCUGCACCACCUCCUCCUGGUCAGCAGCAAAAUGGAGUAAUAAAUCCCCCCCAGUUUGUACCAAUUCCCCAUGUGCCAGGAAAUCAACGGGCCAAUCAGAAAAACCUGUAUACAAAUACGACACGACCAACUUUACCACGGCAACUGUCAGGAGGAUCAGGCAAGAUUUCACAGCAACCAGAAAGCUUGGAUUUCCUGAAAGUACCUGACCAAGGAGCAGCCGGUGUAAAACUUUGGUCAGAAAUGGUGGCAAGUGAUCACCUCACCCACGGCUCCAGGCGGGUGUGCCCUCAGAAGGGCCGCGGCUGCUCCAGGGACCGGGGCGUCCGGACGCCGCGUACCGGCGUUCGCAGUCCUGACCGUUACCGAG